Messenger RNA from Trichoderma harzianum CBS 226.95, 467 nucleotides. RefSeq lists its product as hypothetical. NCBI's taxonomy places the organism in Eukaryota, Fungi, Ascomycota, Sordariomycetes, Hypocreales, Hypocreaceae. Bases 99 to 335 code for a protein of 78 amino acids. The transcript has a single exon. The record is from RefSeq and is a predicted model, not a curated record.
CGGCUUUAUAGACGUCCCAGUGGCAGAUACUACUGGUUGUAAUAAGACCUAGAAUGGAUUCGCUAAUCUACUUCCAGAACUGAACAUCCUCGUUCAUUAUGCAGGGCUUGAGCUUCUUCUUCUGUUCGAGGUCGAAGAUCUGGAGAGUCCGGGAUCAUUGUGCAGGACUUAAGCUCGACAAUGACAACUUCAGGCUGGGCGGCUUCGUUCUUCUAACACACACCCCUUUCGGACCUCAUGACCCAGAUUUGGGCAUCACCAUACCCGUGGUUCUGGCUACCGAUCAAAUAUCAGCCGGUAUUCUGAUAGUCUUGGUGGUUCUGACUCGCUUCUAGAUAGAGAAGGCCAGAGUCCUGACCUUAUCGUUCGCCUUCAACAAGGGGAUGAAGCACGCGUCCUUAUCACUGAUUGGGCCAAUCUCGCAAUCCGCUGUCGCCAUCCCGCCCGUAGUUGCACGUGAGAUCUUC